AUAAGGCAUUGGAAUAUAGAAUCACAAUUAUUAUUAGGUAUUUUUCUUGGUUCGUUGGUUGGUUGCCAAGAAAGAGAAAGCAGAGAUCAGAAUUUGGUGGGUUUUUCGGUGAAGGCAACGAAAUCUCUAGAAACACCACAACCGACGAAGCUCUGGAUUCCACCUCUUCCCGUCCUUGGAGACGGUGGCUAUGCCGCUUGGCUUUCAGGUUGUGGAAAACUUGGAUCUAAAUAAAUUUUUUCUACAUUCCAAGACAUGGAGCGAGCAUGCUUCUGGUCAAAUUGUUUUCAUUACUCAGUUGUAUCAUUCCAGGAAGUUCUUGACUGGCGAUUUCUCAUUGUCGGAGAUUUUCUUCUGGUUUCUUUCGUUAAUUGCACUUAGUGGUCAGUUGCUCUUCAAUGAUCAGGAAAGGAGGCGUGAUGCUAGGUACUUUUGAAGUAGGUGUUGGAUCUUUAUUGCACUUGUGCCAGUAAGCAAUUCAUUGUCAACCUCGCCCUCUUCUCUCUCUCUCCAUUGCUUUAUGGGUGGGACUGUGGAGUUCUUUAAGGAAUGUUGGUUAACAUCUAACUUACUAUUUUCUAAUAGUGUACUGCUGAUACAACAUCCUGUCCAACUCUCUGGGAAUUCUUCUUCAGGGGGCUGACUUCUGCUGCUGAUCUGCAGUUGAAAACUGCUAGUAGUCAAUAAGAGAAUUGAUUAACUGGGAUCUUUGGAGACUACUUAGUUCUAGGUAUUUUUUCGUUUUUGCUUCUGAUGGGUAUUGUUUAAAGGUGGUGAGACACCAACUAGCUGAGGAUUUUCUACAAGUAUUAGUAGUAGCUGUUUCUCAAGUCAAUAUUCGCGGAGAAGCUAUCUUGAGCCAAGGCAUUGUUUCUUUUCCGUGGUUCAAGCUUCUUGCUUCUUCGAAGUGUCAAUAUGUUCUGUAGUACUUGUCCAUACACACUGUGCAUGCCAUGUCACUGUCUUCAACCAAUUGGGUUAGUAAUAAAUAAGGUCGCCCAUCAGAAAAUCUCUGGUUCUGUGCUCAUGCAUGUUGCCGUAGAAAAUUAAUGGUGGAUUCAGCUGGACUGACAAGGCAGUUGUGAAUAUAUCAUUGUCUGUUUUAAGGAUUGUCUUACUGAAGAUAAAUGCCAUUUGUCUUUAGCACGAGUUUUAAUACUUAAAUAAAUACAGAGCUGCUUUGUAUUCCACAAGAUGGAGAGGUACACAUUAAUAAAGGAGGUUGGUGAUGGAACAUUUGGGAGUGUUUGGCGAGCCAUUUAUAAGAGAACUGGUGAAGUGGUUGCAAUUAAAAAAAUGAAGAGAAAGUACUUUUCAUGGGAGGAGUGUGUUAAUCUGAGAGAAGUUAAGUCACUCCGCAAAAUGAAUCAUCCUAAUAUUGUGAAGCUUAAGGAAGUCAUCCGUGAAAAUGAUAUCUUGUACUUUGUGUUUGAGUACAUGGAGUGCAAUCUUUACCAACUUAUGAAAGACAGGCAGAAGCUUUUCUCUGAAACUGAGAUCAGAAAUUGGUGCUUCCAAGUUUUCCAAGGACUUUCAUACAUGCAUCAGUCUGGAUAUUUUCAUCGGGAUCUAAAGCCUGAGAAUCUGCUGGUAACAAAAGAUUUGAUCAAAAUUGCUGAUUUUGGUUUGGCUCGAGAAAUUAAUUCUAUGCCACCAUACACGGAGUAUGUCUCAACUCGUUGGUAUCGAGCCCCUGAAGUGCUGCUACAAUCAUGCCUAUAUAGUUCUAAAGUUGAUAUGUGGGCGAUGGGUGCUAUUAUGGCUGAGUUGUUUACUCUACGUCCUCUAUUUCCAGGCGCUAGUGAAGCAGAUGAAAUCUACAAAAUCUGUAGUGUAAGAGGCAGUCCAACUGAGGAUUCAUGGGCUGACGGUCUUCGCCUUGCAUGUGAGAUCAACUAUCAAUUCCCAAAGUUUGCGGGUGUCAAUCUGUCAGCGCUCAUUCCAUCAGCAAGUGACAAUGCAAUCAACCUGAUCAAUGCACUUUGUUUAUGGGACCCUUCCAAGAGGCCAACCGCAAUGGAGGCUCUUCAGCAUCCUUUCUUUCAGAGUUGCUAUUAUGUUCCUCCUUCCCUUCGUCCCAGACCGGCAACUGUUGCUAGAACUCCUCCCUCUGCUACAAGAAUAAGAGGAUUAUCAGAGCAACAAUGCGUGAAAAAAUAUUCUGGGACUUUAUCUAAUUCAAUGCCAAGCAAUUUUUCUUCACCGAAAGUACAUGCAUCUUCGGAUGUUGGAGUGCAGCGCAAACUGGAUAUGGUUAGCCAGGAUGCGAGAAAGAAUGAGAAAUCUUUGAAGAGCUCUGGAACUCAACAAAAAUAUCGACCCCCAGUAAAGAGCAAUCCUAUCUCAGUGAAUAGGGUUAGAGGAGCGCGUGAAGUUUCGGAUGCAUCUGAGAAGCUGGCUAACAUGACGAUUGGUUCCCGUAAGCCAACUGUUGGGCAGCGUCCCCCAGUGAAGGUUGGAGCCCCUCAUGUGAAGACUGGAGCACCUUUGUUGAAAUCCGGAGCCCCACUUUUGAAGGCUGGAGUCCAGUGGGGUGGUGGGGCCGGUGAUGUGUAUUUAAGGCCGGUCCCACAUAUCCAACCUGGAAGAACCUACACCAGGAAAGUUGUCGGAUGAGAAGGUUGUUUUGUUUAGAGGUGUUAUGUUGGUUUUAUGAUGUCUUGCAUACGCGAGUGGUGGCCCUGUUUGGAUUUCGACCCUACCUACCUACCUACCUACAUACUUUGUGUGAUGGCAUUUACUUUUGUUCGGUGUUUUCGUUAGGCAUGCAUGCUUUGCUGAUUGUUAUGUAUGCAGUUUGCCGUUCUGUCCGUGGGAUUGAAGCCUAAUAAAUAAAAAACCCAUCUUUAGUUUGUUUCGUUGUGAUUUCACAUUUUAAUUUGUUCAUCACUUGGAUUAUAAUCGUUUUUCUUUUUGUAUAAUAAUAUACUUUGUUUCUUGGUCUUUCAAUCAUACAACCACGAAUUAAAAGUA
Messenger RNA from Humulus lupulus (European hop), 2973 nucleotides. Its product is annotated as cyclin-dependent kinase F-4. The record is from RefSeq and is a predicted model, not a curated record. Lineage: Eukaryota; Viridiplantae; Streptophyta; Magnoliopsida; Rosales; Cannabaceae. The coding region runs from base 1195 to 2616 and encodes 473 amino acids. The transcript is spliced from 18 exons. Gene Ontology annotation, molecular function: ATP binding; protein serine/threonine kinase activity. Gene Ontology annotation, biological process: intracellular signal transduction; protein phosphorylation. Gene Ontology annotation, cellular component: nucleus; cytoplasm.